UAUAGAGUCUCGCGCGGGCUUAACCGACAGAUGCAGUUGGAGAACUCUUGAGAACAGACUAGCAAGAAAAAAGCUGCACAUGUUCAAAGCAUUGUUGCAAUGCCAAGCCUAGUCACAUUGACUCCAAGGGAACCACAGGACCUUAACAUGGACAUUGACAAGAAGACUGUUGGAUACAGCAGCGGAGGAAACUUAAAGGCUCGGCCUCAGUCUAAAUCAUCUCAACCAGCCAACACAGAAGAGCUCUGUUUUGAUGAGAUGUCGCAGUGGUCGCAAUCACUUGACAGACUUCUAUCCUCAAAAUAUGGGAUGAAGAUCUUCCAGGCCUUCUUAAAGUCUGAGUUCAGUGAUGAAAACCUGGAGUUUUGGGUGGUGUGUGAGGAUUAUAAGAAGAUCAAAUCUUCGUUCCGAAUGUCCUCCAGAGCCAAAAAGAUUUUCAAAUGCUAUAUUCAAGCAGAGGCUCCACGAGAGAUCAACAUUGAUCACAAGACGAGGGAGGUGAUCAGGACGAACAUUAAGGUGCCGUCCUCUGUGUGUUUUGACGACGCCCAGAAGAUCGUCUACGGAUUAAUGGAAAGGGACUCAUACCCACGUUUCCUAAAGUCGGACAUUUACAGGACUUUGUUGAGCUCAACGUCAGAAUCGAUGAGGACGUAAAGAAGCUACGCCGUGCUGUAAAGCAGGGUCAAGAACUGGACUGACUGAGAAGUACACCAUCUCUGUUUGUUUGAUUGGGAUCUGAGGUGACGACCAUCAGACUAGAGACAUUCUGAAGAAUUGAGAAUUCUGAGAUUCUCGUUCCCACUUUAACUCUCCCUGAGAUUUUUAGCUUUCUUGUAAGAAAAUAAAUUAUGGGUGUGCUUAGCGAAAAUGACUCUGACAACGCAGCUGAUGUGAAUGGAGCUGGAAAGCAAAAGUCUUCCCAAAGAGGUGAUGAUUGUGCAAUAAAAAAAUUCUGGGGACUUUCUACGAGUGACAGCUGAAACUUGACGAAAUGAAUACAGUCCCUCCCACCAAGAAUGAAAGCGUACAGAGGGGAUUAUCUACAAUUGCAUUUCCACUUAAGUUUAUUGUUAUCCCACUAAAGCAAUAUCUAAGUAGACGCUGUAAGAGAUGUGAACUUAUGUUGUUUUUUUUAUUCUUAAAGUAUUGGCUUUACACAUGCAAAAAGUUUCCAUUCUGACAUCAUCGCGGACAGACUGAGCUGAUAUGUUACAACUGUAAUGAAAUUAUAUAAGCUAUUUGUUUUAUAAAUACUUGUGAUUGUGUAAAUAUGUACCUUCAAACUGAUUUGUGAUGUUAAAUAAACAAAUAUGGGACCC
This is a messenger RNA of Cyprinodon variegatus (sheepshead minnow), 1322 nucleotides long. Its product is annotated as regulator of G-protein signaling 13-like. The record is from RefSeq and is a predicted model, not a curated record. Lineage: Eukaryota; Metazoa; Chordata; Actinopteri; Cyprinodontiformes; Cyprinodontidae. The coding region runs from base 100 to 657 and encodes 185 amino acids. The transcript is spliced from 5 exons.